AUGGCUGACCGCGUUUGCUUAACAGUCCCUGCCGGUCAAAGGCUGGUGCACAAAAUCCCAUGCAACUGGGAAGAGGACAGUGGAGAUGGCACUCUGAUUUCUGUUGCUUUGGGCAGCUUGGAUUGGAAUGCGAUUGUGCUUGACGAGAAGACGGUGGACUUGGAAGUUUGUGUGCUCCUGAAGUGCGAGGAAGGGAGCAGCGAGCCUCCAACGAUGCAUUGGCUACAACAGAAAGGUAGCGGUCGUACAUUUCAGGGCCGCUUCGUCCCGUCGGAAGACUCCAACUUGCUUGAACAAGCUGGCAAGGGCACCACGAUGGAAGAGAUCAUUUUCGAGUUCGACAACAGCUACAGCUGGUGGACCGACAAGCAGAUCGAGCUCAUCACGAUUCGGUCUCGCUCUGAAGCGAACCCUCCGCCUUUGCCGCUACCUUCGCUUUCGCCGAUGAGUCCGCCGCCACGUGCCUCGGACCCCUCCGGCAGUGAGGAAGUGCAGGGAGUCCCAGAGCUUCGCACUCCCAAUGAUGUAGCAGUGGAUGAAAACACUGAUGCUUCCAGGUUCAUCUCGCAGUUAGACGCUUUUCUGGCAGUUGCAGAGGAGAAGUGUCAAAAGGAUGACCUCCAACUCGCAAAUGCUGAGGGGCUGCUAGCACAGGUACAACAGCUCCGACAGACCUGCCAGGACAUGCUGCAGCCGGCAAGGGACACCGGCUCAUCAUGA
Symbiodinium sp. CCMP2456 is the source of this 720-nucleotide messenger RNA. NCBI's taxonomy places the organism in Eukaryota, Dinophyceae, Suessiales, Symbiodiniaceae. The record is from the annotation of a GenBank genome assembly.